This is a messenger RNA of Anguilla anguilla (European eel), 4607 nucleotides long. Its product is annotated as soluble guanylate cyclase 88E-like. The record is from RefSeq and is a predicted model, not a curated record. Gene Ontology annotation, cellular component: guanylate cyclase complex, soluble. The coding region runs from base 103 to 2538 and encodes 811 amino acids. Gene Ontology annotation, biological process: nitric oxide-cGMP-mediated signaling; response to oxygen levels; cGMP biosynthetic process. The transcript has 17 exons. Lineage: Eukaryota; Metazoa; Chordata; Actinopteri; Anguilliformes; Anguillidae. Gene Ontology annotation, molecular function: oxygen sensor activity; heme binding; guanylate cyclase activity.
GGUCAGUCAGUUGGGCAUUUGGAUUACACAGGAUCUAGAGACUGCAGUUCAGCACAGCAGUUAACCUAGCCAGAAAUCGUGGAGGUUCCCAACCCCCUGAAGAUGUACGGCCUGUACCUGGAAGCAGUGAAUGACUACAUCAACGAGUCCUACGGGGAGGAUGUAUGGAGACUGAUUGAGGCCCGGGCCGAGAUCCCACAUCUUAAGUUUGUUCGCCACCAGAUGUACAAUGACAAUUUGAUCCUACGCUUGGCCAAGGCAGCUGGAGAGGUCCUGGGUAAAACCCAUGAUGAGCUGAUGUAUGCCUUUGGGGUCUACAUGGUGAAGAGGAUUGGCAAUUAUGGCUAUGAAAGAAUUUUGAAGGUGCUUGGGCGAAACGUGCGAGACUUCAUCAAUGAGCUAGACAACCUGCACGAGUACUUUCGUUUCUCGUUCCCCAAGGUACAGCCACCCAGCUUUUGUGUGGAGGAGGAGUGUGAAACUAGCCUGACCCUGCACUACCGCAGCACCAGGAAGGGCUUCACCCAGUUUGUGAAAGGACAGUUGUCUCAAGUUGGACGACAGUUUUACAACACAGACAUUGAAGUGGAGAUCCUAUCCAAGGAGGAAACUGAGAAGAUGACGUAUGUGGUCUACAAGAUGAAUUUUGACAACGCCGCCUUCAAGCACCGCAUGCCCCAGCAGAAGACUGCUCCGGGGUACGAGAAGCUGCCCAUGAAACGAGGCAUCUUUUUUGACAUGUUCCCCUUCAGUGUCAUCUUCCGCCGGGACAUGACCAUGUAUCGCAUUGGGGAUGGGCUCAAGGAGGUCUUCUCAGACCUGCAAGGGAAGAAGGUCAAUGAAGAGUUCACUCUGGUGCGCCCUAUGCUGGAGUUCAGCUGGGAUAAUAUCUAUACCCACCUGAACAAUGUCUUUGAGCUGCUGUCAAAGGCUGUUGUGGAGAGCAAGCAAAAAGUGAACAUUCCCAAACUGAGCAAAGAGGAACCAGAGGAGAAGGAGGAGAGUGAGAAACCCAAGGAGGAGAGAGAGAUCAAGGCAAUAGAGGAGAUGAAGGGGACGGACCAGGAGUACAGCAGUGCUCUGACGCAGUACAAUAGCUCUGCCAACUCUGGUGGAGAAGACAUCGAGCUGCUGGCCUUCCAGACCGUCACAGGAAAGUGCAGUGAGACUAUAUUUGAGGACAUGCGAGAGCCACCGAAGAAGCCUCUUCACCUGAAAGGCCAGAUGAAGUACGUCCCACAGUGGGACUCCCUCAUCUUCCUUGGGACGCCAAUUAUUGAAACAGUAGAGGACAUGAUCAAAAUGGGUGUGUAUGUCAACGAUCUGAACCUCCAUGAUUCCAGCAGAGAGCUAAUUUUAGCAGGAACUCAGCAAUCAGCAGAACUGCAGCUAGCUCUUGACCAGGAGCAGCAGAAAUACGCCCAGCUGCAGGAAAUUAUCAAGAAGCUGGACGAGGAGAAGAAGAGGGGAGACUCGCUGCUGUACGCCAUGAUCCCCAAGGCUGUGGCCGACCGCCUGCGGAAGGGCAUCACGGCCCUGGAGACCUGCCAGGUCUUCCCAGAUGUGACCAUCCUUUUCAGUGAUGUGGUGAAAUUCAACGAGAUCUGUAUCCACAUCACCCCCAUGCAGGUGGUGGACAUGCUGAAUGAGAUCUACAUUGUCUUCGACACACUCAGCGAGAAACACAACGUGUACAAGGUGGAGACCAUCCGAGAUGCUUACAUGGUGGUAGCAGGGGUUCCCAACAAGACCACCUUCCAUGCCCACCACAUCUGUGACAUGGCCCUGGAUAUGCUGAGCUCUAUUGACCAUCUCAAAGACCCCUCCACUGGAGACAAUAUCCAGAUACGUGUGGGGAUCCACUCCGGCAUGGUCGUGGCUGGGGUGGUGGGGCUGAAGAUGCCUCGCUACUGCCUGUUUGGAGACACGGUCAACACUGCCUCCCGCAUGGAAAGCAAUGGGGUGGGAAUGCAAAUCCACAUUAGCCAGACUACCAAGGAUCACCUGGAGCAUGAACCCUACAUCAUUGAGGAGAGAGGAAAAAUCUUUGUCAAGGGUAAGGGUUACAUGAAGACGUACUGGCUCAAGGGGAAGAAGGAUCUGUCAUUUAAAACCCCAGCAGAGCUGAGGUACAGCAGUGAGCAGAAAGAUUCAGAGGACAGGAGCUCCAAUAGCUCCAACUGUAACGAUGCCAAACGCUCCACCUCCAACCUCAAUAUACCAAAUGAGGAGCAGGCAGAGGGGAAGCCCACCCCACCUGACCUGCCACCCGAUACCCUCCCACCUUUGGAAGGCACAACAGAGGCCCCCACCUCCUCCACUGAGCCCCAAGACAAAGAGAAGACCAAAAAGACUAAGAACAACAAAGGAGGGAAGCCUGACGCCAGCUCAGGGAAUGCAGAGGAGAGGCCUCCCUCUGUUGGUGGCUCUGAGAAUGCAGGUCCAAAACUCUAUAACAAAAAGCACAACUAUAGGCACCAGUACACUCGGUUACCGACUACCCAUCCCAUGCGCAGCACUACCUGUAUUGUUCUGUGAGAACAACAGUGAUGGAAUAAUUUGUCCCCACACCCCACCUCACCACUUAACUUUCUGACAAUGGACUGGCUUAUAUGUACUAAAAAUGAUCCACUGUCAUUGAACAAAAAUAUUGAGCAGUCAGUAAGACUGUUUCAUAAGGAUGUCUUCACAGUAAUUAUCUUAAGCAUACAUAAACACAUGAAAUGACUGUAAACUAUUUUUGUUCAUAAAAAUUAUAUGUACAGUCACAAAUAUUUCAUAUUUUGGCUGCAAAUGUGAUAUUGGAUUUUUUAUGUGUUUGUUUUGUAACAUUUGAAUGAUGUUCUCAAAAAGGAUAGUGAACAAUAAUGAUCAGACUUUUAUUUUAUUUGAGUCACUAUGGGAUGGUUUUCUUUUAUUCAAUCUGUACUGGCCAAAUUUUAGUUACUGUAGAUGUUCUUGUGUACACAAUGGCUAUAUUAUCAGUCUUAUUUCAUAAAUCAGCAAUUGGCUGCUUUUGAUCAUUACUAGGACAAUUUUCCACCAUACAAUAUAUGAUCACAAUUUCAAUAACUCACUUCACUACUGUGAGGCCGAUACACACAAGAAGCAGACAAUGAAAAAAUGCAAACUUAAAAGAAACAUUUUAUGAUGUAUUCAGAUAUAUUUACUACUCAUAUUUUAUUAUUUUAUGUAGAUUUGUUUUGUUCCUUUGUUAAUAUUAUGAGGUAAAAAUAUGCUCUAAUAUAUCAAGACAUGAAAGGUGCAGUCAUUAAAGGUGCAGUGUAUUUUCAAAUUUAAGAAGUAAAGGAAGUUUAAAGAAGAAAAUGAAGAUUUUUAUCAGAAACAUACUCUUGAGUCAUUAUAUUUUAAAGCUACCAUUAUAUUAGUUACCAGUUAUAUUUAUGCUUUUUAUGUAUUUUAUCCGGAGUAAAAUCAAAGGGACCAGAAAGUUAGGACUUAAAUUAAAUAUGAAAUUAAAUAUGCCCUUUGAUUUUUAUCUUGGACUUAUUAUUUUAUUUUUUAGUCAAGGAUCUGCCUGUGUGGUGCAUGGUUUUCAGCCACUGCUGACUGACAGUGGGAUUUAUCCUUUUCUAUAUAGUGUUAGGACAAUAUAGCAUUAAAUGACAUUGCAUCACAUUUUAUUUCAGAGACACCAAAACAACGAUCAAUAAGUCUGUACCGAAGGUCAUUGGAACGAAUACAAAUGCAGGUCAGAGGAAGUACAAUUCUCAUAAAGUAGCAGGUAUUCAUAGCCAUGAACAUCAAGUCUAGUUCACACAGAAAAACUUUGACUGUGACAUGACAUAAGCCAUGAGACCCUGACCCUGACCUGACCCUGGCAGUGACCGGCAGUCAGUGGCGAUAGUCAUGGCGAGCACUAGUAGUAUCAAGGGCUUGUGUGGGAUGAAGAGCAGCUCUGUUUUGUCGAGGUUGAGCUGCAGGUGAUAUCUAGCCAUCCACUUUGAGCUUUCAACCAGACAGGCAGAAUUGGGUGUCAUCAGCAUAACCGUGGUAAGAGAAGCUAUGUGAAGUAAUGACAGUGCCAAGAGAUUUAGUGUAAAUGGAGAACAGCAGAGGCCCGAGUACAGAUCCCUGCAGGACUCCUGUAAAAAGGGGAUGAGGUGCAGAAACAGACCCCCACCACAUGGUAGGACCUAUCUGCUCAAUAAGAUGCUAUCUGUGGUCAGAUUGACUCUCAAGAAUAACUAUCUCUGCAGGUAAAAUAAUAUAUUGUAUCCCAUUUUAGUCAUUGAACAACUUUCCUUGUACAACUUUGUUGUCAAUAGUGGUCAGAAGGAUACAGGGAUGCAAAAUGUUCAAUAUAAGCUCACCACCAUCAAUCUUCUUCAGCAGGAAUAAACAUCAUUAAAAAUCAAGUCGGCUUUUUAAAUACGGGAAGGAGGAAACUAUGAUGUGGAUUGAGGGCAACAGGCCAGAGUGCGGUUUUGUACAAGAUCCAAACAGUUUUAGCAUACUCAUCAGAUUGAAGAGCGCUGAUAGUAGAAGACCAUCAUUGAAAGGCAAAUUCAGUUGCUCAGCUUAGCCAAACUGAAAGUCAAAGCAUGCUUAUCUUGGUGUUUCUUUCUCACUCUAGCCUCAGAUAG